CCCAUUUUAGAAUGUGGGUGCCUCAGGACUGUCCAUGAUUUUAAAGGGUGCCUCAGGACUGUCCAUGAUUUUAAAGGGGUGCCUCAGGACUGUCCAUAAUUUUAAAGGGUGCCUCAGGACUGUCCAUAAUUUUAAAGGGUGCCUCAGGACUGUCCAUAAUUUUAAAGGGUGCCUCAGGACUGUCCAUAAUUUUAAAGGGUGCCUCAGGACUGUCCAUAAUUUUAAAGGGUGCCUCAGGACUGUCCAUAAUUUUAAAGGGUGCCUCAGGACUGUCCAUAAUUUUAAAGGGUGCCUCAGGACUGUCCAUAAUUUUAAAGGGUGC
Messenger RNA from Staurois parvus, 322 nucleotides. Lineage: Eukaryota; Metazoa; Chordata; Amphibia; Anura; Ranidae. The record is from the annotation of a GenBank genome assembly.